Molecule: messenger RNA, 680 nt
Organism: Cynoglossus semilaevis (tongue sole)
Lineage: Eukaryota; Metazoa; Chordata; Actinopteri; Pleuronectiformes; Cynoglossidae
Gene: bsnd
Product: barttin CLCNK type accessory subunit beta
Exons: 3
Coding region: 214-594 (126 amino acids)
Biological process (GO): chloride transport
Cellular component (GO): basolateral plasma membrane
Molecular function (GO): chloride channel regulator activity
Source: RefSeq, a predicted model, not a curated record
ACUCAGCUAAUGGCUGUUCAAAGCCAAAGUUAUGAGUCUCCUUUUCACCAGCACCUCUCACCAAGGUGACCUACAGUAUGAGGAACACACCUGCAAUUUUAUACCUGACCCGGGCAGGCUGUCUGCAGGCAGUAAUAGGCAGCAGAGUGGAACCCUGGUGGAGUUUUCUCCAGCCUCUCCUUCAAGCCCUGACACACAGCAGCAAACACAGCGAUGGUGGAGGGGAAACCAUACAGAUACGGGCUGAUCGUGGCCGGCCUGUGUGUGGUGGCUGUGGGCCUUUUUGUCAUGAGUCAGGAGCGGCCGCACAUCUACAUAACCAUGUGCAUCCUGGGAGUUGCCAUGGUGUGUUUAGGGACGACGUGGAGCCUGUGCCAGUGCUACCCUAAGGUCGUUUUGGCUCAGGUUCAGGAGAAAUGUCCAGAGGCUCAUUCUGCAGCAGAGGAUAAAAGGCCACCUGUGGUUCUACUGGAUGUCAAUGACCGGCGUCCAGGAAACGACAGACUCCUUUCCAAAGCCCAGAUGAGCCAGUAUCACAGCUGUCCAACAAUGCACCUGGUCGGAGACAAUCCAGGGAGUCUGUGCUGUGAAUGACACAAUACCAUGUGAAACACAGACUUUAUUUGGAAUCAUAGUCAAUGUAAUUAACAUUAAAAAACAAAUUAAACCUUUUUCACAUC